This is a messenger RNA of Aphanomyces astaci, 1902 nucleotides long. RefSeq lists its product as hypothetical. Lineage: Eukaryota; Oomycota; Saprolegniomycetes; Saprolegniales; Verrucalvaceae. The coding region runs from base 27 to 1388 and encodes 453 amino acids. The record is from RefSeq and is a predicted model, not a curated record. The transcript has 10 exons.
CUUCGCUGUCUGUCGGAUCUCUCAACAUGGCUACAUUCAAUCUCCAAGAUGAAGCAAGAAGCCUCGUCUACGGAGGACGACAUGAUCGUGAUGAGGAGAAUGACGCGGUCGAGGACCUGCCUGCUGUCGUCGCGGGACAGCGCGCAGGAGCGAAGCGCGGCGCGUAUUGUCGAUUCCCAGACGGGUGCACCAAGUACGCCCAGGCAGGAGGGUUAUGCAUUGCGCAUGGUGGCGGGCGUCUGUGCACCGAUCCGUUGUGUCCCGAGUAUCACACACGAACAUGCAAGAAGCAUGGCGGCACGAAGAAAUGCUCGCAUCCCGACUGCACCAACGUGUCGGUGGGGAAGACGCGCAUGUGCAACACGCACGGUCCCGGUCGGCGGUGUCAGACGGACGGGUGCGACAAGGUGGACGCGGGACGAGGGUACUGCAUGGCGCAUGGCGGCGGCCGCAUUUGCAAGAUGGACCAUCCCACUGCGUGCACGAAGAAGCAAUACCGCGGCGGCUACUGCUACGAACAUGCGAUCAAACCCAAGUGCCAGUCGGAAGGAUGUACGAAGAUGGACCUCGGGAAGGGCCACUGCAAGACCCAUGGCGGCGGAUACGCAUGUAAAGUGUCUGGAUGUGUCAAGAAGGAUCAAGGCAAGGGCUACUGUAUCGCACAUGGCGGCGGCAAUCGGUGUCACAUAUCCGGAUGCGACAAAGUGAAUCGAGGUGGCGGGUACUGUAAAGCCCAUGGUGGAGGCAAAAAAUGCGACGUGGUGUCGUGCAAGUGUUGGGUGGUCGGCGGAGGUCGAUGCAAAGCCCACGGAGGUGGAAACAGCAGCAACAGCAGCAGCAGUUGCCACUCCACCACAGGCAAACGGUGUGCCGAGCCAGGAUGUACCAAGUACAACCAAGGUGGUGGGUACUGCCUGGCCCACGGCGGAGGUGUCAAAUGCUCGACGGACGGCUGUAUAAAGAAACAGACACGGUAUGGGUUGUGCAGUGGCCAUGGCGGCAAGGCGCGAUGCCACGUCACAGGGUGCGACAAGAUCAGUCAGACCAAAGGAUUGUGUAAAGCCCACGGCGGUGUCAAAAUCUGCAGUGCGCUGUACUGUUCACGACAAGCCAAGACCAAGGGUUUAUGCAUUGCGCAUGGCGGCGGGCCCAAAUGCAAACACCCCACAGGGUGCGACAAAGCCCAGCGAAGUGGGGGGUUUUGCAAGGCACAUCUCGCCAGUCGGGCUAGUACUACUAGUACUAGGACUAGCCUCAGCCCGACCGACCAACCCGACAGCCAUCCAUCUCCUUCGUCAUAUACUAUCCCCCCGCCGCAAAUGGUCGUAGCAUCGGUACAAAGCCCAUCUCUCCAUAUCGAUCCACCCUGUCGCACAUUUGUACUAUAACGAAUAUAUGACGAUAUUCUGUGUGCCAUAUAUAUAUAUAUGUGUGUGUAGUCCACCCGCCACCACUUGUCGCCUUCCAGUGCGACGUUUUCAGCGUACCCCACGACCAGUUCGCUGCACCAUCCCACGUACUCUGCCGCUUCGAUGCUCAAUCCGAGCGCCGCCAUCUCAAUUUUGAACCCCGACACGACCGAGGACGAGAGUGGCGGGCGGCGGGAACCGUUGCCGGCUACGACGAGGACGUCCAACACUGUCACACAUUUGCUCGACAGCUGCUUGCCGUACAUGUACGCGUUGCCGUCGCUGCGCCUGGACGGGUUGGUGCCGCCCGCGUCGACGGCAGAAGAGGUGGUGCGAUCACACGGCCUGCAACAUCAACUCAACCCCAUCGACGAGCUCGUGCACCCCACGACCCAAGACGCAGCACUUACCAUGACGUCGCUGUGGUAGAUAUAACAGGGGCCCCUAUAUCGACCACAAUAACUAUUGCAAUAUAUAUAUCGCUCGUUCAAUA